Molecule: messenger RNA, 1686 nt
Organism: Hydatigera taeniaeformis
Lineage: Eukaryota; Metazoa; Platyhelminthes; Cestoda; Cyclophyllidea; Taeniidae
Source: the annotation of a GenBank genome assembly
AUGCAAGUGCCUGUCAAUCUACCCAAAGCCUCCAAAUCUAAGGCGGAACUGAGGCGUGAACGUCGUGAAUUGCAGGAGGCUCAGCGCGCAGCAAAAAUGGCUGCCAAAGCAGCGAAGGUAAAAAGUGUUGUGGCAACUUCUACUUCCGACCUUCAGCCUGAUGGAAGUACAAAGUCAUUAGGCGACCAAGCAAGACAACAACUGCAGAAACAGCAACAGCAAAGUGCGAACAAACCCGAGACCCUUCUUGUCCUGCAGGAGAAGAAUGCUAGCUCUCAGGCUUCUCUCAAUCAACAAAAGAUUCCCUCUUCAGAGGGGUUUGCGCCGGAAAGUCAGCUAUCGAUCACCAUUCAGCCGUCUACACCGAAUAAGCCUCAAGUAGCUACGAGCGCAUCUGCAGUCAGUGGCGGUCAACAGGCUCUUGGUGUUAUGCGAAUGGACGACCCUGCUCAUCUGAAAAAGUCUGUACGCCAGCUUCACAAGAAAAAGCUGCAGCCAAGACCGCAGGAGCCAGUGCGAGUCAACCUCUUCUGUCACCUUAGUCAGCCCGAUAAGCGAGUUAACGUGCUCGGUCAGCACAAACUGGGUAAAAUCUCCUCCAUUCAUCCCUUCUUUCUGCGACUGGGUCUGGAGUUGGACGAGGGUCGGGUGGCAGGUUCAAACAGGCGGUGUUUAGAGUUCUUGAGAGCCACAGUGGCAUUGAUCCUCAACUUCAAUUGGGAGGACGUUCCAGGAAUUGGCGGGAGUCUGGCUAGAGGCUUUCACACUUACUUCGACCGUCAUGUCACCUUUUUGGAUCAGUGUCGGCCACUAUCUGUCACUGUGCGUAGCGCCGUGCAGUAUAUUAAGAUCAUCCUGCAUCGACUGGAUGGUGUUGAUUCGCCUGAAGAGAUGAAGAGUCAGCUCUUGGAUGCAGUGGGCAGUUUCAUGGAUGAACGGGUUCAUCUUGCUGAUCAAGCAAUAGCUAACCUGGUGGCGGAGUCAGUCCCUCCUGGUGGAGUUGUGUGCGUGUUUGGAGAAUCUACGGUGGUGGCAAAGGCCCUUCAGGUUACGUGGGAAACACGUCAUCACAAUUUCACAGUUCUUGUGGUCGAUUGUCGGCCUCGUUGCGAGGGCCGGCGGAUGUUCCUUCGUCUUCGGAAAAUUGGGAUUCCCUGUGAAAUUGUUCACAUUGCUGCCUUGCCCAUGGUUGUUCCCAAGGUCUCUUUGACUUUAUUGGGAGCGCAUAGUCUUCUGAGCAAUGGUUAUGUUAUCGCAACCAUGGGGACAGCCCACGUGGCAAACAUAGUUGCAUCAGUUGCGCACACUCCGGUUAUGGUGUGUGCAGAGACUUAUAAGUUCUGGGAGCGUGCCCAGUCUGACGCCUUUGAAUUCAAUGAGCUUGGCGACCCCGACGAGAUUUGGCGCGGGCCGCGCGGCACCACCGAAGACUGGCGAGUUCCCAAAGACCCCGACUUGGUAGUGGCCAAGACCACUCACCCAGAGGCUUGGCGCGAGCUCUCUCAACGGACUGAAGGGUUGAAGAAUCUGCGCCUCCUUAACCUCGUAUACGAUGUCAUUCCGCCUGAACUUGUCUCCGCGGUUAUCACAGAGCUGGGUAUCCUGCCGACAACCUCAGUACCUGUUGUGCUACGAGUCAAGCAAGCGUCAAUUGAGGCCACUAACUCAUUUGUAUCGAACUGGUGA